Filobasidium floriforme is the source of this 1506-nucleotide messenger RNA. Its product is annotated as putative SWI/SNF-related matrix associated protein. The annotation marks the transcript as partial. The record is from RefSeq and is a predicted model, not a curated record. The transcript is spliced from 5 exons. NCBI's taxonomy places the organism in Eukaryota, Fungi, Basidiomycota, Tremellomycetes, Filobasidiales, Filobasidiaceae. Gene Ontology annotation, molecular function: transcription coregulator activity. Gene Ontology annotation, cellular component: nucleus; nuclear chromosome. Gene Ontology annotation, biological process: regulation of transcription by RNA polymerase II; chromatin remodeling.
AACCAAUCUCCUUAUGGAUCUCCCGCUCCGUCCUAUUCUGCACAACAGCAUGCACCUCAACCUGCCUACCAGCAGCAGAAUACCGUCAUUCCUCCAGUCUCUUAUGCUGGUGGUAGCUAUCCCCUUGCAGCUGUCCCACCUGGAUCAGUCACGAGGGGUAUCCUCGCCCGUCGACCUGUAUCACAGGCCAAGUGGACGACCUAUGAGAGCCGAGUGAAGACCGGGGUGACAACCUUGAUUCAACCCAUCAACAUCACUGGAGGCCCCAACCCGGCCUUUUCUCAAAUGCCAAGUACCGGUGGCGGUGCGAGUACACCGGUAGCUUCGGAAGGCAGACGACGGACGACACGAGUGAACUAUGCCGAGGAUGAAGCGUACGAGGGGUUGGAGGAUGAUGAUGGCGGGGAUGCGGGUGGGACCAGGUAUAGCCGCAGAAUGGCUCAACAAUCGAGAAGAGCAGACAACGCCUCCAAUGGGGACAUUCAAGCUGGAUGGUCAUGGCUUGGCGACCGGGCACCAUCAGAUAGGGUGGUUUCGAAGCAAGCUCAGCCCAUGGUUCUGUCUUGCGCUGGUGAAGAUGAACUGGAUCGGGAAGCCUACAAGCCUGUGCUUCUAGCACCAAUACGGAUCGAGUUGGACACCGAUACACAUAGAAUACGAGAUUACUUUACGUGGAAUGUCAACGAGCGCCUCAUCACCCCUUACGAAUUUGCCAUGGUUCUCUGUCGAGACUUGAACAUCAACGGCUCACAAUAUGCCGAUCCCAUCGCUACGAUGAUCGUGGGACAAUGCGAGGAAUACGCCGAGCUCUUGAACAUUGACAUCCUGGAUGAUGCGGAUAUCGAAAACAACCCGGUAGAAGAAGGAGAGGAGGCCGAUGGUACCGCUGAGAAACAUGUCGGAAACGGUCUGCGGAGCAGAGGCACGAGCGCAGGGGCCAGAAAGCGAAGCGGUGCGGGCUUCGACCUCGACCGUGUGCAUAAGCGGGUCAGGUUCAAUCGACCUGGAGAUGUCGAUGUCGUCAAGGACGCCAACGGCGAGAUCAAGGAAGCGGGAGCGGCACCGAAGGAGAGCGAGGCCGAGGAGAGCGAUUGCAGGGUGAUCGUAAACCUCGAUGUACAGAUAUCAACCUUCAAUCUUCGAGACCGAAUCGAGUGGGACCUCUCGUCUACCAUGACCCCAGAAGCUUUCACCGCAUCCUACUGCACCGAGCUCGGUCUGACAGGCGAAGCGAAACCCAUCAUCGCCCACGCCAUCCACGAAGAGAUCCUCAAACACAAAAAGGACGCGUACGAAUCCGGUCUCUAUGGUCCCGGUGCGGUCCAGUAUGAUUCGAGAGAUGACGCGCCAAAGAGACUGAGGGGCGUCUGGAGGGAUUAUUGGGAUCGGGACGAGUUUGGCCCGGUGAUGAUCCCGCUGACGGCCGAGAUGAUGCAGGCUUCAGAGGAAGGCAGGAGUCGAGAAGCCAGGUCAGUGGAUAUUGUCGACGAGUCUUUGUGUCAAUAG